AUGAACCUGAAUCCUCUUACUAAACAAGGCGAGGCUCUGCACUGUGAGGUCUGUGAAAUGAUUGUAGAAAAAUGGUUAGAGGGUUCCAGUGAUUUUGUUACAAAUAGUAUAUGCAUGGUGAGUCCUGGGACUCAUUUUGUGAAUAGUCAAGAGUUCUGGCCUGUCCACAUGCACAACCAGUGAGUCCCAGUUAAAAAACAGGGAGUCCUUAAUUGAAAAUGCUUGGUAUGGGCCUUUUAACCAGACAGUUAAUCUGGAGACAGAUGCCAAAACUUUUUAUGACAGUUUACUAAAAUGAAAAUAUAGUCCUAUAUAUUUAAACAACUGCUACAGAAAUCGCACAAACAGGAUAUUCUACCAACAAAUCUUCAAAUCGAUCGAUCAUCCUUUGCAUCCUACGGGAUGCAUGCCAUGAAUUAUUUUGCGUCUUUGGAUAAUUUUUUGUGUGAGGGACACAAGAUGCAGAGGUAACAAAAUCACUGGGGUUUGAAACCAUUCCAAAUAGUGCACCAGUUUAAUUUACUGAGAAGGACGGUAACAAAUAUUGUUGAUCGUUUCAUAUGUCCAGGAAGCCCCUACACAGAGUUUUUUAAACAGCGACGACCAAGUAUGUAUGCUACGGAAAUACAAAAACAUUUAAUCGAAAAUCAGGUUGUUGACCCGCAAAGGUUCGAUAAGUCAUGUAUUGACACGUGAUUUCGGUUACUCUUGCAAAGAGUUGACAAUAGUUCCAAAAGAGAGCUUAAUCUAAUAAUAUAAUAAUGCUUGACUGAGAAUGCUCAAGAAAAAGUUGAAGCAUAUAUUUUUUUUCAGUAAUUGUGAUCCCAGGAAUAGGUACUUCUUUGACGAGAACUCAGUCAUUAAAACAACUGGGAAGUGAAGUUACUGUUGAGCAAACUUGUGAAGCUCAGUCGUAGUUGACAACUAUGUCUUGAAGUUCGCAAUUUGAUUCCCUAACUUGCUAAGUAAUUGGCUACUUCAUGAUGUAGUACCCAAUUUUCCAACGAACUUUGCAACAUGGUGUGGUAAAUAAUGUGAAAUCGACUGUAACAGAGUGAUCCAGACUUUAAGAGCGCUUUCCAUUUGUCGGAACUGGCCGGCCGGACCAUUGUCCAACCAGUCGGUUUGAUAUUGAAAUAUGCUUUUGCCAAGAGUUUUUGCUGAACAACCAUUUCCUUGGUGCAUACUACUUAGGAUUUGACUGAUCUGGCUGGAGAGAUUUGAUUAAAAUGGAAAUUCUCAUUGCAUUGGGAAUGGUUUGGCCGGUCGGUUCUGACAAAUGGAAAGCGCCCUAAGUCUUCAUUUCAGUGGACAGCAAAACCAGCAGUGGAGUUAAACUAGUAAAACCACUUUUAUUUAUCCUGUAUUACCCUGCAGUUCUAUGCAAACAUCAUAUUGACCAGGGGGAAGGAGGGUACUCCUUAAAUAUGUUCUCUUGAAAUCCAAACAAUGUUCCCACAACUUGCAAAGCAACCAGCAGAUUUGUUUACUGAUCAUUCCUUGAAUAUCUACACUCAUAGCUCAGCAUACAUUGUUGUCAGUUAAGAUGUUACAUGGUUGCGGUGACUGUCACAUUUUUUUUAGUUUCUCUUGCAUCUUCAAUACCAAGAAACAAUUACAACAUGUGAGAAAAACAAAGAGGCAUGAUAUUUUUGUCAAUUAUUGACUAUAUUUUCUCUGUUGGUUCGCCUCUCACUGCUAAAAUAUUUACUUUAGGAAACACAUGUACAUGUAUAUCCAGUAUAUCACAUUGAAUGUUUGGCUUUCAAGCUAGAUCAAACUCUUUCGAAUGAAAGAGUUUGAUGCAGCUCAGCCAUUCAACAAAACCCACUCACAAAAAAAAAUUGAAUAGAUCAUUUGAUUUUUGAAUUCAGUCAAACAUUGAGUUGGGUUAUCAAACAAAGUGGAACUCACAUAAGGAACACUCAAAUGGAACAAAAACAAGCGUUUCAGUUCCAAGCAAUUGAUGACAAGUGUGUUAAUUAUUGAUCUAGUGUGAAAGCAGUCAAGGCGACGUAAGAUCCUGCUUCUUUUAUUAUUUCCAUUUCAGAGUUAAAUUCUAAAAUAAACAUUUUCUGUGAAAAUGUCAAUACAUCUAUUUUGUUUACCAAGGAAAAAGUCUUUAAAUCUGCAAGUUGAAAUCAUCUUGGUAAUCAUCUCAGUUAUUACUCUUCACUACAUAAUUGGCCUCAAUAAUAUUGUAGCAUAUUCUGAAUCCAGCACUUGUCAGAUUUCCCUGGCUUGUUGAGUUGACUCAGUUUUCACAUUUUAUUUUUUUCCAAUAUAAUUUGGUUUGUUUCGAUUUUGUUCAGGCAUCAAACUCUCCAGAAAGCUGGUUUGAUAUUGUUUGAUGGCCAAACUGUUUUGUUCGGGGAGUUUGAUGGGAACUUUGUUUUAUGUAAUACAUUGUACACCGAAGUAUACAUUUACUGCAGUAAAUUAUCUGCUGCCCACCAGGGUUAUCGCUUUACAAGUUGUGAGAACAUCAUUUCUUGCACCCAGACCUUGUUACUUUCCCCUGCUUCCCCUGGUAUUGACCCUGUACGUGUAGAUGAUAAUGUACAACCUGAGGGAGGUUGUGCCCUUGAAAAGUAGGCUUUUUGUUACUGGUACUGGUAAUCAUAGACAACCUCUGUUUACAUUUACAUGUACAUGUAACCCCUGGUCCAUAGUCUUAACGUUGCAGGUUGCGGGCAACAUAAUGUACUAACUAUUACUAUGAAACACAACUGUAUGCUUGUAAAAUUAUUGUAAUGUGAUGAAUCAGGGUUGUCAGAAAGUUUUGCUAAAAGGUUUUCCCUCCCCGAUAGCCUGGGGAAUAGCUUCUGUGUUUUACUUAUUAGCACUUUGUUUUGUUUUUCAUACAACAGGCCAGGCAGAUCACCUUGGUAUGUGAUGUUGGUGCAGAACAUUCUCUCAAAGCAGGCUGGUUCAUGGAACUUAAUUUCAGUCUCAAGUUACUGUGCUUUAUGCUUAGUCAAGUUCUGCAAAUGUUAAUCUUGAAAUACUACUUCUAUGCUAAAGACAAAAAAUGUCCAACUGCUACCUCGAGUGGGCAAGGUGAAGCAAACCUUGCAUUCUAA
Messenger RNA from Porites lobata, 3083 nucleotides. The record is from the annotation of a GenBank genome assembly. NCBI's taxonomy places the organism in Eukaryota, Metazoa, Cnidaria, Anthozoa, Scleractinia, Poritidae.